AUGUCUUUUAAAGAAUUUCGUGACCUGCUUAUUCUUCUUUACGGCGAGAACAUUGUUUCUGAUGAAGAGUUUUUACUGCUCUACGAUACUUUCAAAACAAAAAAUCCCGAAUUUCCUCAUGGAAACUACGAGCGAUUCGACCUGGAUUCUAUGAACUCCGCUGAAUGCAAAGCAGAGUUUCGUGUCGAGAAGCAAGACCUACCUCGCCUGGUUGCAGCACUCCAACUACCACCGGUGUUGAGAUGUGAACAGAGAAGUAUUUGUGACGACAUAGAAGGGCUAUGUAUGCUUCUCAAAAGAGUUGCCUACCCAUGCCGGCUUACCCAUAUGAUUCCGCGAUUUGGCCGACCAGUUUCUGUAAUAAGUCUGAUCACAAAUGAUGUGAUCGACUACAUCUAUGACGUUCAUGGGCACCUUAUAACCCAGUGGAAUCAAGAUCUCCUGAGCCGUGGAGCUUUACAGCGUUAUGCAAAUGCCAUAUCAGGACAAGGAGCCCCCCUUGACAAUUGCUUCGGUUUCGUGUACGGGACUGUCAGACCCAUUUCAAGACCUGAUGAACGUCAUAGAAUUGUUUACAAUGGUCAUAAGAGGGUUCAUGCCUUGAAAUUCCAAUCGUUGUCUGUACCAAAUGGACUCAUUGGAAAUUUAUAUGGACCAGUUGGUGAGUUUUUUUAA
Stylophora pistillata is the source of this 675-nucleotide messenger RNA. RefSeq lists its product as uncharacterized. NCBI's taxonomy places the organism in Eukaryota, Metazoa, Cnidaria, Anthozoa, Scleractinia, Pocilloporidae. The record is from RefSeq and is a predicted model, not a curated record.